Messenger RNA from Glycine soja, 883 nucleotides. RefSeq names its product stress-induced protein SAM22-like. Gene Ontology annotation, cellular component: cytoplasm; nucleus. Gene Ontology annotation, biological process: defense response; abscisic acid-activated signaling pathway. NCBI's taxonomy places the organism in Eukaryota, Viridiplantae, Streptophyta, Magnoliopsida, Fabales, Fabaceae. The coding region runs from base 155 to 631 and encodes 158 amino acids. The transcript is spliced from 2 exons. Gene Ontology annotation, molecular function: signaling receptor activity; protein phosphatase inhibitor activity; abscisic acid binding. The record is from RefSeq and is a predicted model, not a curated record.
CACUAUGGUAUUGGGGCCUACAUAGAACUAGAGUGACCCCAGGGCUACGCUAGUUCUUAUAAAUAGAGGACACUCCUCUGCUAAAGAAACACACAGCAACAAACAUCUUCACAAACUAGUAAUAUUAUUCUUCGAAUCCAUUUUAUUAUUCAUAAUGGGUAUUUUCACAUUUGAGGAUGAAACCACCUCCCCUGUGGCUCCUGCUACCCUUUACAAAGCUCUAGUUACAGAUGCCGACAACGUCAUCCCAAAGGCUGUCGAAGCCUUCAGGAGUGUUGAAAACCUUGAGGGGAACGGUGGCCCUGGAACCAUCAAGAAGAUCACUUUCGUUGAGGAUGGAGAAAGCAAGUUUGUGUUGCACAAAAUAGAAUCAGUUGAUGAGGCAAACUUGGGAUACAGCUAUAGCGUAGUUGGUGGAGUUGGGUUGCCAGACACAGUGGAGAAGAUCACAUUCGAAUGCAAAUUGGCUGCUGGCGCCAACGGAGGGUCUGCUGGGAAGCUAACUGUCAAAUACCAAACCAAAGGAGAUGCUCAGCCCAACCCAGACGACCUCAAAAUUGGCAAAGUCAAGUCUGAUGCUCUUUUCAAGGCCGUUGAGGCCUACCUUUUGGCCAAUCCUCAUUACAACUGAUCCAAUUCGAUCUUCAGUAUUCAGUGAUCUGCAAAGACCUUGUUUUAUAUUAUAUACAAGAGUUUUCUUGCCUUGUGUGGAGUGUUAUUCAAUCACUUUGAGUGUGUGGUGUGGCUUCCAAUUGAUGUAACGAGUGUUUCCUUUCUUAUUUCCUUUUUCCACAGAAUUGUGAGAGCCAGUUGAUGUCUUUGUAUGUCACUUCAUCAAUAAAUCAAUAUGUUAUAAUAAUAAAAGAAAGCAUCAUUUAUACUU